Esox lucius (northern pike) is the source of this 1573-nucleotide messenger RNA. RefSeq names its product V-set and immunoglobulin domain containing 8b (gene vsig8b). The record is from RefSeq and is a predicted model, not a curated record. Bases 122 to 1243 code for a protein of 373 amino acids. The transcript has 8 exons. NCBI's taxonomy places the organism in Eukaryota, Metazoa, Chordata, Actinopteri, Esociformes, Esocidae.
UUGAGAGCAUUAAGCAACUGAAGGGAAGCAAAGGUGUUUUGCUGGUUUACUCUGUUAGGCCUCUUGGAAAUUACUUCAUUACUUUGGAAUAUUCCUUUACAGAAAGUACAAUUUUACCCAGAUGGUCGCAAUGGAAAAGUGUCUUAAAUGCUCAAGACUACAGCUGGCUGUGAUAUUUGUGGUAACAGUUUUUCGCAGUACAGAUUUUACACACGCUUUGCAGAUUACAUCCACAGGGCCUCAGACCAUUCAGAGAGCCCAGGGGGAGACAGUAAUGCUGGGGUGCAGCUACACCCUGGCUGUGUCUGACACAGGAGACCUGGAUAUUGAGUGGUUGAAUGUCCGUCCAGACAUGACACAGAAAGACCAGCUGGUAUUAUCUUAUACAGGAGGCCAGAUAACGCAUUACGGUGACCCUAGCUUGUCUUCAAGAUUGAACUUCAUGCAAGAUCCAACACUGGGAGAUGCAUCCAUUAACAUCACUGCAGUGAAGGCCACAGACACAGGCACCUACCAGUGUAAAGUCAAGAAGGCACCGGGUGUUGACAUGCGAAAAGUCACUCUGGUUGUAAUGGUCCAUCCAUCAAAGCCGAAGUGCUGGGUUAAAGGCAGCGAGGAGAAAGGGAGCGAUGUUUCCCUCCAAUGCAAGUCUUCCGUAGGAUCCAUCCCCCUGCUCUAUGUCUGGACCAGAGAGAGUGGAGGGCCUAUGCCAACUACAGCCACACAAAACUCACAAAAUGGAGAGCUGAUGAUAAGAAAUCUCUCAGAGAGCUACACUGGAAAUUACCUGUGUGUGGUGUCGAAUCCUGUGGGCAAAGAGCAGUGUAAAUUGACCCUGUACGCAUACGACCCUCCCAACAAAGUAGGGAUCAUUGUGGGUGCUGUGAUUGGUGCACUGCUGCUUUUGCUGCUCCUCCUGCUUCUAAUCUGGCUUCUGGUUUGCUGUUGCCACAAGCGUCGCUAUGAGAAGGAGGUUGCACAUGAAAUCAGGGAGGAUGCACCAGCCCCAGAGAGCCGCUCUGCCAGCAGGAACUCCAGCUUCCGCUCGGUCCUAGGCUACCGCUCCCACGCUGGGGUGGUCUACAGUUCUGUGAGAAAUGGCCAGCCCAAAAGGACAGAGUCAAGCCACAGCAGCAUCUACAAAGGCCAGAGAAAUGGCACGCCAACACCCAACGAGCAGAAGGUCCCCCCAAUGCCACCUCCUGUGCUGAAAUAUGACAGCAAAUAUGGCUACCCUGUUUAAUAUUUUUAUGAGUUGGUAUAAAGUAUCAAUGUGAAAUGUCUUACUGCUGAUUUAAGAUAUUCUGAUUAUCUUCAGUACAAUUCACAUAACAUGCAGGCCCAGCAGUACAGGCAGAGAUCGGCAGUAUUUGUUACAAUUUAUAUUUCACCUGAAAAUCCAAUGUCUUUUGUCCCUUGAUACUUUUGAGACCUGCAAUUUGGAUUUGAUUUGUGCUUAAAAUAUAAUUCUGCAACCCAUUUUCCAUUUGGAUCAAAAGUCAAAUGGGCCUAUGGUGUGAUGCUUCUGGUAAAUUAUGAAAUAUAAAGCAUGCUGACCAUUAUUUUGAUGAGC